CGGAGGAAAAAAGAAACACAACCUUUAAUAAUGGUGCUGACACGUCGAAAUCUUAGUGGACACGUAAGAAAGUUUGAUUAGGAGUCGUGAAGGUGCCAACAAUUCAACCUGUUCUCAAAGGAAGAAUAAUCCAUUGCUUGGUAGGCUCGGAAGGGAGAAAUAAGAGUCAACGACUCCGUUCUUCCCCUUCUCUUCAUUCGACCCUCAAAAACCAUUCAGAUCCAAAGCGUCCCGUAACCCUUUUGCCAUAAGCAUGGACGCGAGAGUUGGGCUCUUAUUCCUUUUUGUGGUGGGUGCUAGUUGGGCCUGUAAUGCUAGAGAAUUGGGAAGAUCUGAUCUAUUCGCUGAAGAAACUAGGAUCCCUACUGUUUCAGUUUUGCGUUUAAAUCGCCAGGAGUCAGUAGAGGAAGUUCUAGCUGCAGCAAAAAAUGGCAGGAACGAAGAAGUGUGCACAAUGUGUGAAGAGUUUGUUGGUGAUGCACUUAAUUACCUUGCUGAAAACAAAACCCAGACGGAGAUCACUCACAUCCUUCAUAAGUCAUGCUCUAAGCUGCUCUCCUUCAAGCAGGAGUGCAUUACUUUGGUGGAUUAUUAUGCUCCUCUCUUCUUCUUGGAGGUGUCUUCAAUACAACCUGGGGAUUUCUGUAGAAAGGUCAAUCUCUGUGGACAAACAGUUUCCUUUUCUCAGCGUCUCUCCGAGGAUAGUUGUGGAAUUUGUCAUCAUGCUGUUGAAGAAGCUUUAUUAAAGCUGAAAGAUCCAGAUACCCAGUUGGAAAUAAUUGAGGUGCUUCUGAAGGCAUGCAACGCUGUGGAGAGCUAUGUAAAAAAGUGCAAGAGAAUGGUUUUUGAAUAUGGACCUGUGAUCCUCAUCAAUGCAGAGCAGUUUUUGGAAUCAAAUGACAUAUGCACCAUAUUGCAAGCCUGCGAUUCGCCUACUGCUAGUUCCAAGCAAGCAUUACCCGUGUCGAAAACAUCCAUGCUUUUUUAAAUCUUAAAGAUGAUAGUAAAGAAAGAGCAUAUUGAUUGUGUGUAUUCAUAACGAUAAAUGUAAUCGUAAAGACAGGCUUUCAGUUUGUUGUAAAUUAUGUCUAAACAAAAUUUGAAUUUGAUGCAAGAAACUGUUUGAUCUUCAAUGUCUGUGGUUCUGCAUUGUUAAGGGAAACAAAAUUACACAAUAACUUCUGC
This is a messenger RNA of Ilex paraguariensis (yerba mate), 1185 nucleotides long. The record is from the annotation of a GenBank genome assembly. Lineage: Eukaryota; Viridiplantae; Streptophyta; Magnoliopsida; Aquifoliales; Aquifoliaceae.